Molecule: messenger RNA, 2522 nt
Organism: Sabethes cyaneus
Lineage: Eukaryota; Metazoa; Arthropoda; Insecta; Diptera; Culicidae
Gene: PpD3
Product: serine/threonine-protein phosphatase 5
Exons: 7
Coding region: 145-1644 (499 amino acids)
Cellular component (GO): cytosol; nucleus
Molecular function (GO): protein binding; protein serine/threonine phosphatase activity
Source: RefSeq, a predicted model, not a curated record
AUUAGAAAAGUAAAGUAGCUAAUCAUUCGUUUGCAUUGAACAAAAAAAAAACAAGUUUUUCCGAAGUGCGUGUACGUGAUUCACCGUCGUAUUCUUUUUUUCUGUUAACCGGAAAGAAGCUCCAGCUGAGAAAAGUGUGAAACAAUGUCGGAAGUUGUUGCAGCACCAGAAAAAGUGACAUCAACCGUAGAGGAAUCCAGCGGAAAUGCAGAACCGGACAAGACAAAAGCGGAGGACCUGAAGAAUCGUGCUAACGAACACUUUAAAAACAAGGACUACGAUAAUGCCGUCCAACUGUACACGGAGGCCAUCGUGGUGGACGGAACGAAUGCGGUGUACUAUGCCAAUCGCAGCUUCGCCUACCUGCGACAGGAAGCGUUCGGUUAUGCCCUGAACGAUGCCGUCCAAGCGAUCAAAUGCAAUCCGGCCUACCUGAAGGGUUACUACCGGCGGGCGGGAGCGCAUAUGGCCCUCGGUAAAUUUAAGCUGGCCCUGCAGGAUCUGGAGUACGUAGCCAAGCGGUGUCCGAACGACAAGGAUGCCCAACUGAAGUACACCGAAUGCAACAAGAUUGUGAAGAAAAUGGCUUUCGAGCGGGCGAUCGCCGUCGAUAAGCAGGAGAAGAGCUUGAUGGAAAUGUGUCGCGAUCUAGAGUCAGCCACUAUUGAAGCAGACUAUGCUGGACCCAAGCUAGAGGAUGGCAAAGUAACGCUAGAGUUCAUGAAGCAUUUGAUUGAAUGGUAUAAAAACGAGAAGAAGUUACACAAAAACUUUGCAUAUCGAAUUCUGUGCGAUGUUGAAGCUUUGUUCAAAAAGCAACCUUCGCUGGUAGACAUAACCGUUGCAGGUGAUAGUAAGUUUACCGUUUGUGGGGACAUUCAUGGGCAGUACUACGAUUUGCUCAACAUCUUCGAGAUCAAUGGUCUACCUUCGGAGACUAAUCCGUACCUGUUCAAUGGGGACUUCGUCGAUCGGGGUUCGUUUUCGGUGGAGUGCAUAUUCACUCUGUUCGGAUUUAAACUGCUUUAUCCGGAUCAUUUCUUCCUGUCACGCGGUAACCACGAAAGCGUGAAUAUGAACCAGAUGUACGGCUUCACCGGAGAGGUGAUAGCCAAGUAUUCGCAAACCAUGUCGGAAAUGUUCACGAUCGUCUACAACUGGCUGCCGUUGGCGCAUUGCAUCAACAGCAAAAUUCUCGUUAUGCACGGGGGCCUGUUCGCCAAGGACGGAGUGUCGCUGGACGACAUCCGAGCCAUCGAUCGGAACCGGCAACCCCCGGAAGAGGGGUUAAUGUGUGAACUGCUGUGGUCCGAUCCGCAGCCGCAGAAUGGACGGGCACCGUCCAAACGCGGCGUGGGCAUCCAGUUCGGACCGGACGUAACCAAACGAUUCUUAGAGUUUAAUCAAUUGGACUAUGUCAUCCGGAGUCACGAGGUCAAAGACCAGGGCUACGAGGUGGCACAUAACGGCAAGUGUAUUACCGUGUUCUCUGCCCCAAACUAUUGCGACGCUAUGGGUAAUUUGGGUGCUUUUAUUAACCUGAAAGGCAAUGAUCUGAACCCUCAGUUCAAAACAUACGCCGCCGUGCCCCAUCCGAAGGUGAAGCCCAUGGCUUACGCCAGCACGUUAAGUCUUCUGGCGUAGCAACUUUGCUAGUGUAGGAACCGUCGCGAAAACUGCCCAAAAGUAUCGUCGCGUGGUAUAUGGUAACCAAAAAGAGGAGGGUCUUUUAAUCGUCUGCACACUUUUAAACCUAUACUUUUAUUGGGAAGGGAGUUCUGCGGCUCUUUCCGUUUAUUUCAAAACUUAUUUUUUUGUUUUAUAUCGCAAAGCCGUGCAAAAAGUUUUAUCAUGCUUUACAGCUACCUUCUUUUAUCAGUUGAAAACUAAGGUACAACAUAAGCAACUGUUCCUGUAAUACUUUUCAUUAAGUUAAAAAAAAUUUAUGAAUAGGUUGUUAGGCUUUGCGCAAUUCAAGAAAUGAAAUUGUAGAUACUUAAGUAGAACAAGCAAUGUUCAACCCUCUUGAACAUAGCAAAAACAAACAAAAGAACAUUAGAGUAGUUAUUAGAAAAUUUACAUGUACAAUCACAGCCCCCACGUUUACAUUGAAUGAAGCUCACACAAUUUAACAAACAAAUACGAUCAACUAUCGAGUGAAAAUCUACAACCGCAAGCGGUUGAAAUCCAAAUUUUAUAUACUUAGCCCUAUGCAAAUUGAGGAAAGAAACCGGAAAAAUACAGCUCCAGUUUAAGGCAGCUCUAAAAUACUGCUAGACGAACAUUUAGGGAAAACCGUAUGUAGCUAACAAAAAAAAAGAUAAAAAACAAUUCUUAUAUCACACAGCUUUCGGCUGUUUACGCCGGAAGGAAAUUAAUUCGGUUUAGUUACGGUAGACUAGAACAAUGCAUCUUGUCAGCUAAGCAAAGUUGAGGACGAGUGAAAGGUGUGUGAAAAAAAAAGGAUCAAAUUGUUUUAAGUUUUAGGUUAAAACUAGAUCAUGGCAAUAAAAACCAGUAUA